Bombina bombina (fire-bellied toad) is the source of this 4283-nucleotide messenger RNA. RefSeq names its product elastin (gene ELN). The transcript is spliced from 43 exons. The coding region runs from base 61 to 2877 and encodes 938 amino acids. The record is from RefSeq and is a predicted model, not a curated record. Gene Ontology annotation, molecular function: extracellular matrix structural constituent. Lineage: Eukaryota; Metazoa; Chordata; Amphibia; Anura; Bombinatoridae.
UGUGAGCUGAGCAGCGGGAUAAAACCCAGCAUGUGUGAGGGGACGGGGGCAUUGUGAGACAUGGAGAACAUACGACCUGCCGCUCUACUGAGGAGCAUCAUACUGCUGCUCAUCUUCUGCCAAACUUCUCUGCAAGGAGGAGUCCCUGGCGCCGGUGUAGGGGGACAGUACUAUCCUGGUGGAGGAGCGUAUCCAGGGGCAGGAGCAGGAGGAUAUGUACCCGGAGCAGGAGGAUAUGUACCCGGAGCAGGAGGUGUGGCACCUGGAGCAGGAGGAUAUGUACCCGGAGCAGGAGGAUAUGUACCCGGAGCAGGAGGAUAUGUACCCGGAGCAGGAGGCCAAUACCCUGGCGGCAAACCCCCUAAACCAGGCAUCGGUGGACUAGGUGCUGGAGGUCUUGGAGCUGGUGGCCUUGGUGCUGGAGGUCUUGGAGCUGGUGGCCUUGGUGCUGGAGGUCUCGGAGCUGGUGGCCUUGGUGCUGGAGGUCUCGGAGCUGGAGGUGUUGGUGGCAUUGGAGCUGGUGGAGUUGGAGCUGGUGGCAAGCCUGCCAAAGCAGGGUAUUUACCAGGAGGAGCAGGAACUGGUGUAGGAGGAAUUGUACCCUUUAAGGAUGGAAGCAGAUGCAACAAAGCAGAACCUGAGUUACAGCUAUUGAAGCACAGUAGUACAAAUGCACUGGCCUUAGGUCAGCCUACUGAUUCUUUUCCAGGGGAUACGGGGUCUCCACAAGAUGGCGGAGAGCCAGAGAUUGUUACAGGAGGGGGCACUGGAACUGGUUUAUUACCAGGUGGCAUUGGAGGACAGCCUGGGGCUGGUGGCAAACCAGGGAAAGUACCAGGUGCAGGUUAUUAUCCCGGUGGAGUGGUACCAGGAGUAGGUGGUGGCCCUGGGACAUAUCCUGGUGGUGUUAUUCCAGGUACCGGCGUAAUCCCUGGAGUAACCACAGGGGGUGUGGUGCCACAGACAGGUCUACAGCCAGGAGCCGGAGGAAAACCAGGAAAAGUACCAGGUGUUGGGAUUCCCGGUGCCUUCCCUGGUGGCGUUGUACCAGGAACUGGAGGACGAUUUCCUGGAGGAAUUGGUGUCCUUCCUGGGGUGGCAACUGGGACUGGAGUGAAGCAAAAAGCUCCAGGAGGAGGUGGAGUCUUGGGUGGAAUUCCAGGGUUUGGUGGAUUUGGAGGACAACAGCCUGGAGUCCCUCUUGGAUAUCCCAUAAAAUCCCCCAAACUGCCAGGAGGAUAUGGACUUCCAUACACAUCAGGAAAACCUGGAGGAUAUGGCGCCUAUGGUGCUGGUGGCUUGGGAGGUGGUGGAAAGGCUGGAUACCCAACAGGCACUGGGGUUGGUUCUCAGGCUGCAGCACUGAAAGCAGCGGCUAAGGCAGCAAAAUAUGGCGCUGGAGCUGGAGGUCUUCCUUUGGGUACUGGAGCAAUCCCUGGCACAGGUGCUGGUGGUUUGCCUGGUGUUGGACCUGGUGGAGGAGCCAUCCCUGGGGUUGUUCCUGGUUUGUACCCUGGAGUUGGUCAGGCUGGUGGUGGAUUAGGAAUACCUCAAGUUCAGCCAGGUGGCAAACCCCCUAAAUAUGGUGUUCCCGGAGUUGGAGGAGUUGGUGGAGUUGGUGGCGUAGGUGGCGUAGGAGGCGUACCUGGCGUAGGAGGCGUACCUGGCAUAGGAGGCGUGCCUGGCGUAGGAGGCGUGCCUGGCGUAGGAGGCGUGCCUGGAGGUGGUCUAGUGAAACCCCCUAAGACAGGAGCUGGUUAUGGAUAUGGUGGUUAUCCAAUGAGAGGGGGUGUUGGAGCAGGUGGUCUACCCACAGGAGUUGGAGCUGGAGGCUUGCCUGUUGGAGGUGUUGGAGCUGGAGGUUUAGGAUCCAAGCCCCCUAAACCAGGAGUUGGCGUAGGAGCCGGUGGACUGCCAGGAGGUGGCAUUGGUGGUGGAGGAUUGCCCGCUGGAGGACUUUACCCAGGAGGAAAACCACCUAAACCAGGUUAUGGGCAAGGAGCCGGAGCUGGUUUGGGAACAGGAGCUGGAUUGGUGCCCGGAGGUGGUUUGGGAACAGGCGCUGGUUUGGUGCCAGGAGUUGGUGGUGGAUUUGUACCAGGAGCAGGAAUUGGAACUGGAGGUAUCUAUCCAGGAGCAGGUGGCAAACCACCAAAGCCAGGUUAUGGGACUGGAACUGGAUUAGUACCUGGUGGUGUAAGACCGGGAGUGGGAACCGGAGCUGGAUUGCAACCUGGUGUAGGAGCUGGAUUUCAGCCCGGUGUUGGAGCUGGAUUACAACCUGGUGUAGGGGGUGGAUUACAACCUGGUGUAGGUGCUGGAGGCUUGUACCCAGGAGCUGGAGGCAAACCACCUAAACCAGGUUAUGGAACAGGUGCUGGUUUGGGAACUGGAGCUGGAUUGGUGCCAGGAGGAGCUGGUUUGCAACCAGGUGGUGGAUUAGUACCUGGAGCAGGAAUUGGAACUGGAGGCCAGUACCCUGGAGCUGGAGGAAAACCACCUAAACCAGGUUAUGGAACAGGUGCUGGAUAUGGAACAGGUGCUGGAUAUGGAACAGGUGCUGGAUAUGGAACAGGUGCUGGAUAUGGUCCUGGUGCUGGAUAUGGUCCAGGUGCUGGAUAUGGUACUGGUGCUGGAUUAGGAGGCGGUGGAUAUGGACAAGGAGCUGGACCAGGAACAGGAGCCGGAGGCUAUUAUCCAGGCGCUGGAGGCAAACCACCUAAACCAGGUUAUGGAGCUGGCGUAGGACCAGGUGCUGGAAUUGGAGGUGCUGGACAAACAGGAUACCCACUAGGAGCCCAAAAACCACCUAAAUCCUACUACAGAGGUGGUGGCCUGUGCGGCCAAGGGAAGUACUGUGGCCGGCGGAGGAAGUAAACAGCCAGAUAGCUACGAGUAACCUCAUCAACUAUGGUGCUACUGCAUGGUGUGAAUGUACAAUGAUUCAAGCAUCCCCUCUGGUCUUCCCUUCCCAUGAUAUUUUUCCUACAACCUCCAGGCCGUGUAAUGCCAUAAACUGGGAGUCAGGCAGCUACGUGCUAAAGGAGCCUGAAAUUUAACUGACACUCAAAUGAUAUGCACCUACUGUAUGUACUACACACAUUGAUGUAUGAAUAAAUAUGUGAAGUAUGUAUUUGUAAAUGCCAGUAAGCCUGUAUAUUGCAUGUACGUCAUCUAGACAGAAAGGUGCACUUUAAAAAAAAGAUACAAGAGUGUGUAUACAGCGUGUACGUCUUACAUACACACUGAUACCUUGAUAUUAGCACACUCAUGCAUUCACAACUAUGGGCAUACAUGCACUAUAUAAAUAUAUAAAUAGUUAUAAAUAUAAAUGACACUGACAUGCACACACCUGUAGUAUAUACAUACAUGUAGGAGAAUGCCCUCCUUGUUCACUUGACAUUUCCAGCAGUGUGAGGAGAGUACAUGUUUGGCUUUCUUCCUGCUGCCCCUCCAUGAUGACCCAAUAAGCUGUUGUAAGUUAUGCCUUGAACUAAACCCAUUCCAAUGCAACUCACCUGCGACUGUACGGAUCUGUAUUAUUUUUAUUAUUUGUAUUAAUAAAGUGUGUGACUUCUCUUGUUUUUUUGUUAAGGUGAGAGAGGGUUGAGACAAAAUAAUCUUUAAAUGCAUCUUGUUUUUGUUACAAUAAAUAUAGUAAAGAUAAUCUUAUUUUUAACUGCCACAUAAUGUGGAGCAUUGCUGCUUUUACAGCUGUACUAUUCUGGGGAGUAAAGGUGCUAGGCCUAUGCUGACAGGCGGCUAAGUAAUACUUAUGCAAAGCCCUGUGGCAGCUAAGGGAUGAGAUGGAUGAGACACUUUAGUAUGGAGUUAAGAGAAGAGGGGGGCACAUUUGCAUUUAAUAUUAUUAUUAUUAUUAUUAUUAUUAUUUUCUUUUGCUGCCAUAGAACAUAUUAAAAACCUUUUUGGAAAAAAAGAAGUUAAAAGAAAAUAUAAACAAACUGUGAGACAAUAACUGAAUAGUGUGGUUACUCUCCCCCUCUCUCACUCCUAAAUGGUAUCUCCUCGGUGCAGUCCCUGAGUAACCACAACGCUCUUGAAUCUUCUGCUCUGCUGUGUUUCUAGAUGUGAGGGGAGUGUGUGAUGUGUGGAUGCUUUAAACUUACUGACCACCCCCUGAGUCUCUCAUGUAUACCCUCUCUUACUGCCUCCAAUGAAAACUAAAACACUUUAUUUUGUAAAAAAAUAAUACUGAAAAAAAAGUUAUUAAAAGUAAUUUUGCUUAAAAUAAAAUUAAUAAAGAAAUCUUUUUAAUGUCAAAA